AAAUCUAAAAUUAUCUCAUCUUCUCUCCUAUCUGCCUCUCGUUCCUUUCCUUUGUAGCACUCUCGUUGGCUAUGAUUAUCCUCUCAAGUCUCAUCCAUCUCUGAGUUUCCUGUCUCAUCUUUACAGAUCCGUUGGAUUCUUGUAAUAUAGGUAGUAGAUGAAUUACAAACCCAUUUCAGUAUUCAAAACCAGCUCCUACCCAACCACCAUUUCCUUCUCCUGACUCCACCUCAUCACAACCACCUCCCUCUUGCAACUUGCAUUGGACGGAUUGCGAGCUUUGCCUUCUCCAUCGGAUUAAAUUCAGCCAGACCCAGAUCUCCAGCUAUGCCAUGCUUCUACGCCUUCGAUUCGCCGACCAGAUAAGCUUGUUUAAUGAUGUUGUAGCCUCAACUCUUGCUCUAAAUCAUCUCUUUAGCGGCACCAUUCUUUUCUCCGAAUAUUCUCUUCUUGACCAAAACGAGACUGCUGCUCUAGGUGUGGGUACACUCUUCUCUACAUUUUUGUUUAUUAUGGCCAUGAUUUUUUUUUCCUACCUCUUUAGAAGCUAAAUUCAUCAUUUGGCUGAUUUAAUUUUACCUUUUUAUUUCUGCUAUUUAUAUACCGUUUUUAUCUAGAGCAUGUUUCUUGGAUCUUUGCUAAUAGUUGAAUCAAUGACUUUUGAUGGGCAUUCUGUAUAGUGUGUUAUGAACAAUUUCUAUGGGUUCUUAUGAAUGGUGAUUAGAGCUCGAUUAACAUUUCUUGUUGGAUUUGUGUGGUAGCUGUGCUAUUGGAUAUAUGUCUUAUUACUCUAUUUAUUUCUUAUGGCCAUGAUUUUUUAUUUUUUAUUUUUUUUCUACUCUUAUCGUUAGUUUUAUUCUUUAAAGGUGCCCCUUUAAUGUAGUGGAUGUUACUUUAGUAGCAUUUCAGAAAGCUUAUGCAUGUUAUGUUCUUCUAAUAGAGAUUUUUCUUUCUUGCAUCAUGAUCUCUCUGUAGUUAUAGAUUGUAUAGAAAUAUUUCAAAUCAUUCUUGGCCUUCAAGAUCUUCAAAUUUGGAACUCCCUGCACCCAAAUGUAAAUUGAAAUAUUGAUGCCUGUUAUUUGUAAGCUCAGCCCUGCUGGUAUUGGUGGAGUUCUCAGAAACUCCAGUAGAAUAUUUCUUUGCAUCUUCUCUAGGGUGUAUGGAGCAUGUGACUCAAAUGAGAUUGAGGAAAUUGAAGCCAAAGCCUUUUAAUACGAGAUCCCAAGUGAAAGGUAUCAAAAGACCAAAAUGCCCUCCCUUUAAAUGAUAUAAAGUUACUAUAAUGCCCUCAGCGACGGCACCAUACAAAAUCAUUUCCGCUUAAAAAUUUCCCUCGACCCCACCCUUAUCCUUUCCUUUUAUGUGUAUCUAUAAAGCGACAGAGUUUCAGUGUGUGUCAAUGGCUUCAAUACAACCAUUACUGAUCAGCCCAUCAUUCUCCACAUUAUCAUUUUCUUCCAAGUUCUUUGAACAAGCCUCAGGCAUUACAUCUUCCCUUACUCCAAUCAAACAUGCCUUCCAAUUCCCAGUUUCCAAACACAUUUACCCAAAUCAAUAUGAUUUUUCACACUCCAGGCCUCUGUAUGCUACCUUAAAUAGUCCAAAAGGCUUUGGUCCUCCUCCAAAGAAAACCAAAAAGACCAAAAAAUCAAAGACAACCUAUGAUGAUAAUGAUGGUGAUGAUGAUGAUGGUGAUAAUGAUGAACCAGAUGCUGGCAUCAUACCAGAGAUAGUGACCAACAGGAUGAUUAGCAGGAUGGGAUUCACUGUAGGAAUUCCUUUAUUUAUUGGGUUGUUGUUCUUUCCAUUCUUCUACUACUUGAAGGUUGGUCUAAAGAUUGAUGUGCCGACAUGGGUACCUUUCAUAGUGUCUUUCUUUUUCUUUGGUUCUGCGUUGUUGGGUGUGAGUUAUGGUAUUGUAUCCUCCAGUUGGGAUCCAAUGAGGGAAGGCUCACUCUUGGGUUGGAAUGAGGCUCAGAAGAACUGGCCUGUCUUUUGGCAGUCUCUUAGGGGUAGAUCUGGCAAGAAGUAGGCUUGGUUGUCUCUUUUGUAUCUUUGCCUAAUUUGUGUUAUCUUAUUUCCCUUUUUUUCUCUGUCCCUACAAUAUCAAUGUAUUCUAACAAUGAGAAUUUUGAUAGCCUUGAGCUUGUACAUUCUCAAAAGCCACAGCACAUAGAGCGAUUUAUCUUACUCUAUAGGAUUAUAAUCAAUGGCCAUAACCAACUUUUUGUGCUCAAA
This is a messenger RNA of Manihot esculenta (cassava), 2238 nucleotides long. RefSeq names its product protein PAM68, chloroplastic. The record is from RefSeq and is a predicted model, not a curated record. NCBI's taxonomy places the organism in Eukaryota, Viridiplantae, Streptophyta, Magnoliopsida, Malpighiales, Euphorbiaceae. The coding region runs from base 1361 to 2032 and encodes 223 amino acids. The transcript is spliced from 3 exons.